UCUCUUCCAUCCCAGACAAAACAAUGAAGCCUAUGCAGAGUUCAGAUAUAGUAUAUGAGCCGAAAGGACUCAGCUCAUAUGAUCCUUCACUCGCACUAAUACACAACCCUGUUCUGCAGUUGCUUGCCCUCUCCUAGUAGACUAUGUUGACACUCACCAACGUCACUUGGCUCGACAUACUACUAUGCCUUGCUUGUGCCGGAGUAUAUUUUCUAAUGUGGGUCUUCAACAGGAAGAAUCCUGCGCCAUAUCCUCCUGGUCCCCCGGGGUGGCCUCUCAUCGGCAACAUCUUAAACGCGCCUCACAUCCGAGUCAGGCCCUGGCUCACCUUCACUACGUGGGGCAAGAAGUAUGGUAAUAUCUCGCACAUCGAAGUUAUGGGCCAACACAUCGUGGCGCUGAACUCCGUCAAGACUGCGAUGGACACGCUGGACAAAAAGGUUGCUCUCUACUCUGAACUUGUUGGCUGGAAACACAGCCUGGCCCUUCUCCCUGACGGUGUCCGCUUUUGCUGGUCUCGCAGGAACCUCCACUGCGUGAUUGGCAGUCGAGCCGCAGUAGGCAUAUACAGCCGGAUCGAAGAGGUCGAGACUUGCCGAUUCCUUAAGCGUGUGCUCACGAAACCCGGUCAACUACAGGCACACAUCCGACACACCACUGGUGCCAUCAUCCUGCGCAUCUCUUAUUUGGUCAAAGCCCCCGAACGGUUCCCUGGUGCUGGCUUCAAGCGCCUAGUCCGUGAAUGGCGUGAGACCCUCGAAGAUAUGGUUUUUACACCGUACAAUUUCGUCAAGGAUCAGAUGGCAGCUGGAAUUGCCCCGGAGUCUUUUACUUCGAAUCUGUUGGAAAACCGUACUUUGUCCGUAGAAGACAAUAAUGUUCUGAAGUGGUCUGCCGCAUCUCUAUACGCCGGCGGUGCCGACACGACUGUUUCUUGUCCCGAAAUAGAUGCUGUCAUCGGUCCUGAUCGUCUUCCCUCCUUCGCCGACAGAGGGUCUCUCCCCUAUACCGAGGUGCUUGCUAAAGAAGUACUGCGAUGGAAUGUUGUCGCCCCUACCGGUUUACCCCACCGUGUCACUGAGGAUGACAUCCAUGAUGGGUAUUUCAUUCCAAAAUGUUCCUUGGUAAUACCUAACAUUUGGUUGAACAAGCUCGAGACCGACCACCGGACAAUCUGCUUUGGCUUUGGAAGACGCAUCUGUCCAGGUAUACUCAACUCGCAGAAAGCGCCGAUCAACAUUCUGAUGCUUCUUGUUUUUGAUAUAUAG
Molecule: messenger RNA, 1268 nt
Organism: Suillus plorans
Lineage: Eukaryota; Fungi; Basidiomycota; Agaricomycetes; Boletales; Suillaceae
Product: cytochrome P450
Exons: 12
Coding region: 144-1268 (374 amino acids)
Molecular function (GO): iron ion binding; heme binding; monooxygenase activity
Source: RefSeq, a predicted model, not a curated record